This is a messenger RNA of Arabidopsis lyrata subsp. lyrata, 1886 nucleotides long. Its product is annotated as spidroin-2. Bases 316 to 1737 code for a protein of 473 amino acids. The transcript is spliced from 2 exons. Lineage: Eukaryota; Viridiplantae; Streptophyta; Magnoliopsida; Brassicales; Brassicaceae. The record is from RefSeq and is a predicted model, not a curated record.
AUAAAUUUUGUCAUAAAAUAACUAAUGUAUAUCAUCUAUAGUUUGAGACUGUAAUUAUGAUUAGAUAAUCUCUUUGAGACAGUAUUUAUUUUUUAAGAUUAUUCAUAUCAUUAUAAACAUUAUAACAAUAUAUUAUAUGUUUUAAGUGAAUCAUAAUCUAGUAUAUACACAUACAAACACUCACAGUUUUAAUAUAUUGCAAGUUGUAACAAUCAUUCUCUAUCAACAAAAAAAAAAGACAACUUUUUCUUCUUUAUUUUACCAAGUUUCACACCCCCAGUUCCUAGUCCGAGAAGAAACCCUCAAAUAAUUUAAAUGCCUCCCACAAUGUCUUGUUUGAUUCCCAAAACAGUUUUCAUAUUCCUUGUCACUUGUUUUGUGUGUCUUGGACCUUAUGCCCAUGCAAGAAGUUUGAAUUCACCCGUCAUGGAAGAAACCAACCCGCUCAUAAAAACGACAAAGGUUGCAGAGGAAAACAACGAGAAGAAUUUACAAGUAAAUAUCAUUUACGGAGGUUAUAAAAGUGGACCUGAUGAUUCAGGAAAAGGCCACGAUGCACCGUUACUACCAAAAACACCGAUGAAUAUAAUCUAUGGAGGUUAUAAAAGUGGACCUGAUGGUUCAGGAAAAGGUCACGAUGCACCGUUACCACCAAAAACAUCGAUGAAUAUAAUAUAUGGAGGUUAUAAAAGUGGACCUGAUGGUUCAGGAAAAGGCCACGAUGCACCGUUAUCACCAAAAACACCGAUGAAUAUAAUCUAUGGAAGUUAUAAAAGUGGACCUGAUGGUUCAGGAAAAGGCCACGAUGCACCGUUACCACCAAAAACACCGAUAAAUAUAAUCUAUGGAAGUUAUAAAAGUGGACCUGAUGGUUCAGGAAAAGGCCACGAUGCACCGUUACCACCGAAAACACAGAUGAAUAUAAUCUAUGGAGGUUAUAAAAGUGGACCUGAUGGUUCAGGAAAAGGCCACGAUGCACCGUUACCACCAAAAACAACUUUAAAUAUAAUCUAUGGAAGUUAUAAAAGUGGACCUGAUGGUUCAGGAAAAGGCCACGAUGCACCGUUACCACCGAAAACACCGAUGAAUAUAAUCUAUGGAGGUUAUAAAAGUGGACCUGAUGGUUCAGGAAAAGGCCACGAUGCACCGUUACCACCAAAAACACCGAUGAAUAUAAUCUAUGGAGGUUAUAAAAGUGGACCUGAUGAUUCAGGAAAAGGCCACAAUGCACCGUUACCACCAAAAACACCGAUGAAUAUAAUCUAUAGAGGUUAUAAAAGUGGACCUGAUGGUUCAGGAAAAGGCCACGAUGCACCGUUACCACCAAAAACACCGAUGAAUAUAAUCUAUGGAGGUUAUAAAAGUGGACCUGAUGGUUCAGGAAAAGGCCACGAUGCUCCGUUACCACCAAAAACACUGAUGAAUAUAAUCUAUGGAGGUUAUAAAAGUGGACCUGAUGGUUCAGGAAAAGCCCACGAUGCACCGUUACCACCAAAAACACCGAUGAAUAUAAUCUAUGGAGGUUAUAAAAGUGGACCUGAUGUUUCAGGAAAAGGCCACGAUGCACCGUUACCACCAAAAACACCGAUAAAUAUAAUCUAUGGAAGUUAUAAAAGUGGACCUGAUGGUUCAGGAAAAGGCCACGAUGCACCGUUACCACCGAAAACACCGAUGAAUAUAAUUUAUGUACCUGAUGAUCAAGGCAAUGGUCACGGUUCACCGUCACCUCGUGUUUAAAUAAGAGAUGGUAUAGUGUUGGGUUCAUUUUCCUUAUAUGGCAUAUGUAAUUUGUGUGAGAGAUAUAUAAACAAUAAUAAAUACAAUUAAUAAAAAAAGUUUGUGAUGAUGAAGUUGCACUGCACUCUAAUUUGAUGAGGUAAGAUGGG